UUUUCAAGUUAGAGUUUCUUAGAGCUUCAAGCUUUCUUCAAGGCUUUUCAAGCUUCUUCUAAGCUUUUCAAGCUUUCUCUAGGUUUCUCAAGCUCCCUCUAAGUUUUUCAAGCUUCUUCUAGGAUUUUCAAGCUUCUCUUAGACUUUUCAUCAAGAAUGGCGGAAUCCGGCGAUCGUAAUGUCCCGAAGAAGGUGGAGGACCGUCAGGCGGCAAAGCUAGCAAUGAUUCGCAAGAAAGGUAAGCCUAUCUCCAUUCACUCUAGCUAUUCUAGCCUUUCCGAUAUGCUUAUAUCUAGGGGGGAGGAAUUUCCAUCCUUAGUCGACUUAGAUUCGUACUGUCACCAUUCUAACUUUAGAGACACUAAACUUCUCCGAGAAUAUAUUGAUUACUUUAAGAUUCCUCCUGAAUACAUUCUUAAAUUUGUUGAACCUGGGGAGAGAACUUGUCAUUGGGAUCCUUCCCAUCUUUAUGUGUAUAGGGAUACCCUUUUAGCGGGACUUAGGUUUCCAAUUCACCCAUUUAUUCCCGUUCUCUUUGCUGAUGUUAGAAUCAACCCUUGUCAAGUUGGCCCCAAUGGUUGGCGUUUGAUUCUGUGUUUUCUAGUUCUUUGCUUCUUAGAGGAAAUCAUCCCCACUGUUCCUUUGUUUAGGAAAAUUUUCCAAUUUAAGAAUUCUCCCGGAUCCAUUCAAGGCUGGGUUUAUAUCAGCCAUAGGCCAAAGAAACCUCAUAUUUUUAACCCCUACUCCCUUCCGGUGAAGAAUUAUGCUUGGAAGGAUGAGUUUCUGAAACUAGAGUGGGUUGAUGGGGAUUGGGGAACCCUUUUUAGGAGCUCCUUCGCCAAAGUAUCAGAUGGUGGAUUCCACUCCAUUGUCUUGACUAAGGCUGAGAAAUUAGCCUAUAACCAAUUGAUUCAAGGUGGAGAAGAUAGGUUGGCCUGAGAUCUCCUAGACGAGUCUGUGCUCGUAAAGGUUGGACUUUCCCGUGCCGACGCUAGAGGUAUGUUUAAGUACCAGAAUGUUUUAAUGCUCUUGGUUAUUUUUGUUUGAUCGCGUACUGACUUUGUUGUUCCUUUUCAGGGAUCGCGGAGAUCAAUGACUGGAAUUUGCCUUUCGAUGGUACGACGGGAAGGUUGAAGAGGUCCCGGUUGGCGGUUGACUCGAGGAUCCAGGAGCAAGGCCCCUCUAUCCUCCGGCCUCACCGAGAGGGUGACUCUUCGAGUUUUGGUGCUAAGCUUCGAAGCCCCAAGUCUGCUGCUUUCCGUCCCGCUUGGGGGUUUCGGAAAGGGGACUCGGUGCCAGGUUCGACCGAACAUUGCGUGGAUUGGUCGCGGCACUCAAUUACUCCUCCUGAUUGGAGGGUGGUUGUCAUGGGGGCAGAGCUGGAGAGGGUUGAAGCUGUAGGUUGUCAAUCCAUUGCUGCUACCAAUGUUCACUUCCAGGCCGUCCUCGAGCAGGCCAAGGCGUGGCAACGUCAAUCGGAUAAGCAUCGAAAGGACUUUCUUGCUGAGGAGGAGAAGAACAAGGGGCUGGAUACUCAACUCAAGGAUUAUCAGGAAAUGUAUGCUAAGUCCCAUGGCGAUUUGGUCGAGGCCCGGGCGGAUAGGGAGAACCUGAUCGAUGGUUAUCUGGGGUCGAAGGAGUACGAGGCCUUGAUCGUUGCACAAGAUGCCGAGAUAGCUCCAAACUACCUAUUUAGGGGCUGAAACGAGGCAUUGAACCAUGUUGUGACUCGAACCCCUGGGCUCCUCGAUCCCAAGAACUAUCCUUGUCCUUAUGGUCACCCCGUGGCUUCUUCUUCGGGUGCUGGGACUUCUGCCGCGGGGGCAUCUAGAGCUAACGCUCAGGCCGAGUCUUCGAGCGAGGAGGAAGGCACUGCUUCGGGAGAAGAGGAGGAAGGCGCUGCUUCGGGAGAAGAGGAGGAAGGCGCUGCUUCGGGAGAAGAGGAGUCAUCCGACUCCGAGGAGGAGUAGAUUAGUAUUUAUGCUCGCUUUUGGCCCUUCGUGGCUUGUUGUCUGUCUAGUUUAACUUAUCUAGUGGCCUUGCAUGGCAUUCAUGAACUUGACUUAGCUUAUGUUGUAAGAGUCGUACCGUAACUCUCAAGCUAUUAAUCUAACUAUUUCGUAUUCAAGCUUCUA
Messenger RNA from Daucus carota subsp. sativus, 2135 nucleotides. RefSeq lists its product as uncharacterized. NCBI's taxonomy places the organism in Eukaryota, Viridiplantae, Streptophyta, Magnoliopsida, Apiales, Apiaceae. The record is from RefSeq and is a predicted model, not a curated record. The transcript has 2 exons. The coding region runs from base 1368 to 1703 and encodes 111 amino acids.